Molecule: messenger RNA, 204 nt
Organism: Danaus chrysippus (African queen)
Lineage: Eukaryota; Metazoa; Arthropoda; Insecta; Lepidoptera; Nymphalidae
Source: the annotation of a GenBank genome assembly
AUGUACCUUCGAGAUGAGUUCGUCAUGGCUGGCGAGGUGCGCGCGGCAGUGUAUGCAGCUGUACGUCCUGUGGGCCGGCAGGUAGGCCUGGAAGGUCUUCACCGGCCUCGCGCCGCCGGCCACGCCGCGGCUGGUGACGUCACGCAUCAGUGUACAGCUAGCAACACAAGUCGCAUCAACCGACUCGCCCCGGACCUGCCCUAA